AUGGAGGAGCGAGGGACGUGCGGCUUGGGGACAAGGAGAUUGAUUGGAGGUUUUGCGGAAGGUAUGGUGAAGAUGCGGUGGCUCACGAAGAUAGGUUCGGGUGAGGCAGUGAGGAAGCAGUUAGAGUUAGGAAGUGAGUCGUGGUGGUUCGUUAUGAGAGAGACGAGGAUGGGUCAUCAUGGAGGUGGAGUGACCAUGGCUAAGAGUACCUUUGAGGGUGACGUUUACAAUUAG
This is a messenger RNA of Sphenostylis stenocarpa, 234 nucleotides long. The record is from the annotation of a GenBank genome assembly. Lineage: Eukaryota; Viridiplantae; Streptophyta; Magnoliopsida; Fabales; Fabaceae.